Vidua chalybeata is the source of this 2681-nucleotide messenger RNA. It is a transcript of the gene MPHOSPH8, whose product is annotated as M-phase phosphoprotein 8. The record is from RefSeq and is a predicted model, not a curated record. The transcript is spliced from 13 exons. Lineage: Eukaryota; Metazoa; Chordata; Aves; Passeriformes; Viduidae. Gene Ontology annotation, cellular component: nucleus; cytoplasm. Bases 56 to 2413 code for a protein of 785 amino acids. Gene Ontology annotation, molecular function: protein binding.
CGGCCGCGGAUGUCGCAGCCGCUGUGCGCCCUUGUCGUUUGAAACGCGGCCCAAGAUGGCGGCGGCGGCCGGGAGCGGGGCCGAGGCGGCGGCGGCCAGGCUGGAGGGGGCACGGCGAGAGGAGGAGGCGGCGGCGGCCGCGGCGGCGGAGGAUGAAGAGGACGGGAAAGGAGACGGCGGCAGGGCGGGCAAAGCGACGGGUGCUGCGGCAGGAGCCGGCGGGGAGGCUGGCGGCGGCGAGAGCGAAGAGGACGAGGAGGAGGAGGGGGAGGACGUGUUCGAGGUGGAAAAGAUCCUUGACAUGAAGAACGAGGGGGGUAAAACUCUCUAUAAAGUCCGGUGGAAAGGAUACACCUCUGAUGAUGAUACCUGGGAACCAGAGGCUCACUUGGAAGACUGCAAAGAAGUGCUUCUUGAAUUCAGAAAAAAGAUUGUGGAUAAUAAGCCUAAACCUGUUAAAAAAGACAUACAGAAACCACCUCUAAAUGAUGAUAUAUUUGAAGCAGAGUCUGACAGCGACUGGCAGAGUGAAACAAAAGAUGAUGUUUCACCAAAGAAGAAAAAGAAGAAGUCAAAAGAGGGAGAGGAUAAAAGUCCAGAUGACCUGAAGAAGAAAAAAUCUAAGUCUGCAAAACCCAAGGAAAAACCCAGAACAGAAUGUGAAAAUUCCUCAGAUACUUUGGUUUUAGAUUCAAAGCCAAAAAAAAGGACUUUAGAAACUAAGGAGGAUUCAAAGGACCCAAAGAAGCAAAGGAAAGAAGAUACUAAAGAAAUCAAGAAAAAGAAAGGAGAAGAUUUAAAAAUAAAAUCUAAAGAAGAUUCUAAAGAAAAUAAAAAAUCACACAAGGAGAAGCAUGGAGAUGUUCAGUUGGACUCAGAAUCGAGCACUGUGGAUGAUUCAAUUUCUCAGGGAACUGAUAAUGAAAGUUCAAACAUAAAUUCUGAAAAUAAAGAUGAAAAGCAGAAGGUAAUAAGUGGAGAAGAGAGAUUGGAACAAGAAAUUGAUGAAAAAGAUGCUAUUACUGAUAAAUAUCUUGAUGGAUCAGCAAGUAAUGAAGAUGACGGUAUUGAUACUAGGGCUAAAAGAAAGAAGAAAAAAAUUCCUAAAGCAGAAGACUGUAGAGAAGAAGGUGGAAAAGUAGAAAUUCAGGAUACUCAUUUAGAGAAGAGCAUGCACAAAAAGCAAACAGGUCAAGAAAAAGUACCAGGAGAGUUGGAGAAAGUGUCACCUGCUCCUUCACCAGUGCAGAAGGGUUUGAAAUUGAGUGCUGAUGAAAGGGUGUGCAAACCCAUGGAUUCCCCUGGGGAGGAAAGAGAAGUAAAGAAAACUGAAAUUAAAGAAAAAUCUCAAAAAAAGGAGCCUGAAAAAGAAGAAAAAAACAGAAAAGAACAGAAGGUCCUAAAAAAUGGCAAGCAGCAAGUCCUGAGUUUGGGUAUGGACAUGCAGUUAGAAUGGCUGACACUAGAAGAAUUCCAGAAGCAUCUUGAUGGAGAAGAUGAGAAUAAUGUAUCAACAGAACCAAUAUCAAGUGCUCUCCUGAGAGAUGCUGUUAAAAGUGGAGACUACAUGACAGUGAAAAUGGCCCUUUCUUCAAAUGAGGAAUAUAAUUUGGAUCAAGAGGACCCAAGUGGAAUGACCCUGGUAAUGCUUGCUGCUGCCGGAGGGCAUGAUGACCUUCUGCGGGUGCUAAUCAGGAAAGGAGCUAAAGUUAAUGGUAGACAGAAAAAUGGAACAACUGCAUUGAUACAUGCAGCUGAAAAGAAUUUUCUAACAACAGUAGCUAUUCUUCUGGAAGCUGGAGCAUACGUGAACAUGCAGCAGAGCAGUGGUGAGACUGCCUUAAUGAAGGCUUGUAAAAGAGGGAAUUCUGAUAUAGUGCGGCUCAUGAUUGAAAGUGGAGCUGACUGCAACAUUUUGUCCAAGCAUCAGAACAGUGCCAUGCAUUUUGCUAAACAGUGCAAUAACGUACUGGUGUAUGAGCAGCUCAAGAGCCACUUGGAAACGCUCUCAAAAGUAGCAGAAGAUACCAUCAGGAAUUAUUUUGAAACUCGCCUUGCUUUGCUGGAGCCAGUGUUCCCAAUUGCGUGUCAUCGCCUCUGCGAAGGGCCAGACUUUUCUUUGGAUUUUAACUAUAAACCUCCACAAAAUGUGCCAGAAGGAUCUGGAAUUCUUCUCUUUGUUUUCCAUGCAAAUUUCUUUGGUAAAGAAGUUGUUGCUCGGCUCUGUGGACCAUGCAGUGUACAAGCUGUGGUUUUAAACGACAAAUUCCAACUUCCCAUAUUUUUGGACAGUCACUUUAUUUAUUCCUUCAGCCCUACUGCAGGCCUUAACAAGCUUUUCAUACGGUUGGCAGAAGUUCCUACUGCCAAGGUAAAGCUGCUCAUAGGAGCUUACAGAGUGCAGCUGCAGUGACCUCUGAGCAUGCCAAGUGGACUGACACUUUUUUGGAUAUACUUCUGAUUCCUCUGUUCAGAGACUGACAAAGCAGUUUGGAACUUUUUGGCAUCACAUUCUGAAGACUCAGUUCCCAGCUCGCCGCUUGUUGGCAGUCACAGGAAGUGUGUAUUGGAGAGCAGUUGAAUACGCUGCAUUGGUGGGACGGGGUUGUCAGCUUUUUUUACUUUGUACAGAUGUAGAUGUAAGUAUUUGUGCCAAUACAUAUAACUCUGUUUUUCUUUAA